CGACGGAUUGUAAGAAGAAGAGGUUCACGACGGGGGUGAGUAUGGCGAAGGUGGAGGAGAGGGUGACGGAGAUCGGAGGAGAAUUGGGGUACAGAGUGGAGAAAGGGAAGAGUGGCGCCAUUGGAUUGGGGAAGGGGAGGAUGAUUUUGUUCAUGGAAAUUGUGCAGAUUACAACAAAUCUGUUGAUGGUGGAGGUGAAGGUAGCUGAAUCGAAGAUGGAGUUUGAGAGGACGCAUUGGGGAGAUUUGAAAGCCAAGUUGCAGGACAUUGUUGUUUCUUGGCACACCAAUGAGGCUAUGUGAUAACAUAACACAGGGAUUUUCUGAUUCUUUUUGGAAUGGUUUUUCRGGGCGGGCGGCCGAGCCAUGCCGGGGCUUGGCCGUGUUCGGGGGAGUUGUUUAACUUGUUUAUAUGUUUGUGAAUUUUAGCUGACUGAGGGACAGGAAGAACAUGGAUUCUUUUCUAUGUACAUUGAGAAAUUCAAUUCUAAGACUGCACUUUCUGAAUAUAAUUCUUCAGGGUUUGUUUUU
This is a messenger RNA of Momordica charantia (bitter melon), 530 nucleotides long. RefSeq names its product CBL-interacting serine/threonine-protein kinase 7. Gene Ontology annotation, molecular function: ATP binding; protein serine/threonine kinase activity. Lineage: Eukaryota; Viridiplantae; Streptophyta; Magnoliopsida; Cucurbitales; Cucurbitaceae. The record is from RefSeq and is a predicted model, not a curated record. Gene Ontology annotation, biological process: signal transduction; protein phosphorylation.